GUUUGGUUCCAUACUCAGUUCCCCGCCCACACAACCACACACCCACAAUCAUAUAAAUUAAGUGGCCUCCACGUAUUCUGCUCUUCCUCUUUUUUGACUCCCGAUUGUACUGAUUCACAGACUUGUAGCCAUCAUCAAACAUUCUCCUUUCUCCAGACAUCCACUAAAACCUGUGACCGUCUCCAGACAUCCACUAAAAAUCUGUGACCGCCUCGAGACAUCAUGGCUUUCCCGAGCCUCGAUGAGAAGAAGGCUCUUGCCCAGGGCAUAUCCGCAUUGUGGGACACCGGUGGAUACGUCGUCUGUCGCUCUACUGAAUGCCUCCAGGAGGCCACUUGCCCCUCGUGGAAGCUUGUCGGCGAGGAGGUCGUCAGGUCCUCAUUGCGCCACACCGUCUCCGCCGUCAGCUCUACUUUGGAUGCAACCCUCUCCGCCGCUGAGAAGGAAGAGGUUGUUCACGCUUGGGUCGCCAUUAUCUCCUUUGGCCUGUUCUGGGUCCUCCUAGUCUUCACGCUAUAUCCCUUGGUCGCCCUUAUCAGGGAGCAUAUCGUGAAGAGGAGCUUGUUGGCACCUACUGAGACUGAAGAGGCUGGUGAGGACACUUCAGGCGUCCAGGGAGAGUACGACGGUGAAGAGGACCAGGUCUACGACUCAGAUCACGACGAAGGUUACUACAGCGAAGGCCUCCAUGAUGACUUCGAACACGAAGACUCCGAGACUGAAUCGUCCAGUGACUACGCACCCGAUAACUCAGAAUUGCGCUCCCUCAUCGGCCCCUCUUGGUUCCCACUCGGCCUCAGUUAUGCCUUUGGAUCCGGCACUUUCUUAGCCACCCUCGCUUGGAGCGAAGCACGCUUCGCCUUACCUACGGUCAUCGAAACCGACGGCCCCAUCAAGGCCAAGGAGAGGAAGAUCGUCGCUCUGGAGGCUGAGCUGAACGCGAAGGUCGACCAGCAUCUUGCUUGCGAAGCUGAGGCCCAAGAUUUGCGCGCCAUAGUCGCAAGGAAGGAAGAAAAGCAUGCCGCAACGGUGGGCCGCAUCACUCCAAAGCGAGAAGAGCAGGGCAAGCACAUGAGAGCUGCGCGAAAGGACCUUGAAGCCAUUCGCAAGCACAUCACAGAAUACGGCGUCAUGUUCCGCCAACUGCGCGACGAGAACGAAGCACUCUUGUCCAAGCUCUCAGACAAGAGCCCGAUGGUCGAAGAGCUCCGCAUGAACAACGACCGUCGACAGUUCGAGGUCGAUGACCUGCGCGUCUCCAACGCCAUCCUGAUAGCCGCGAACGAGCACCUCGAGCAGCACAAUGAGGAGCUUCAGCGGAGGAACGAGGAUAUUGAGAGGGAGAAUGUGAACUGGAAAAACACCAUGCGCGCCCUCCGCGCCCCGGAUUCCGAGACUCAGAGGCUAAAGUCUCAGCUCGCGGAAGCUUCGCACACAAUCUCCAUGCUACGCGCCGAGGUUGCGGAUAGGGAGCAGGAGGUUGGGCGUGUGGAGAAGACCUCGCGCCACAGCGAAACGCGUCUCAGAACUACCAUUGACGACCUCCAGGACUCGGCGUGGAAGAGGGACAUUGAGUGCGCAAAAUACGCGACCGACAUGACGGCCGUCGUCACUUCCCUCCGCAUCAGGAUUGUGGCCUUGGAGACCGACAACACGGAGCUGAGCCACGAACUUGAAUACCUCCGCCACAACGUUGAUGAACAGGCCAAGUUCCCGCGCUGGGAGGAGAGCGAGGAGGCUGUCAAGGCGUUGAAUCUGAGGAUUCAAGGGUUGGAGAGGGGAAAUGAGCGUCUGAACAAGUGCGUGUGCAGGUGGGCUGAGCUGGCCAAGGAGCGCGGGAGGGAGUUGGUCUGGCUCCGCUACGCUGUUGAUGAAGUCGCCAAAUAUCCUCUCUGGGAGAGCGAGGGGUUUGAGAGCAAGGAGUUUGCUGAUGAGGGGUUUGAGGACCUCCAGGGCACCGCUGACUUCGCACUUGAAGAGGGUGGAUAUGAGGGCUCAGAGGCCAUCGAGUUGUUGGAGGAUGAGGAGGAAACCGUGGAGGAUUUCGAGGAGGUGCUGCUCGAUGACUUCAAGGAGAAGUUCGAGCAAGUCUCCCACUUCACCGACUCAGAGGCAAGCGAGAGCGAUACUGAGUCCGGGGGCGGCGAUAUGUGCGGAGACUGGGGACUUGAUUGAGGGCCUGCAGGCUUCGCUUCGCUGUCCCCAAGUGAUUUGCCCUUUUUCCUUUCUUCAUUUAUUUCUCUAUGCAAGAAGCCCCGUAGGAUGGACUUCAACUUUUCUUUUCUUCCUUUGGAGUUCUAAGACCCAAGCACGACAAUGCAU
Messenger RNA from Macroventuria anomochaeta, 2322 nucleotides. RefSeq lists its product as uncharacterized. The transcript has a single exon. The record is from RefSeq and is a predicted model, not a curated record. NCBI's taxonomy places the organism in Eukaryota, Fungi, Ascomycota, Dothideomycetes, Pleosporales, Didymellaceae. The coding region runs from base 223 to 2175 and encodes 650 amino acids.